UUCUCUGCAAGCUCUUUCCUGUCAUCCUUCUCCCUUAGUGUUUAUAUACCGGCUUUUUUAUUUUUAGUUUUCCUUCUGAAAGUAGAGAAAAAUUUUCAGCCAAGAAGGCAAGUCAAAGAUGUCAUCACUUGCUGGCAGCUGAACAAUGGAAAUGAUCAGAAAAGAACCUCUUUUAUGGGAAACUCGAGUGUCCUACUAUAAGAAUUAGAGACAGGACUGAGCAGAGAUGAGAAAGGAAGGCAAGAAAAGGCGGAAAAGGAAAGAAGACAAGAAGCGAGUGGUGGUUUCCAACCUGCUCUUUGAAAGAUGGGCCCACAAAGAGAACCCCAACAGACAUUAUUGUGGGAAUCAAAUCAAGACCAGCAAGUACACUGUGUUGUCCUUUAUACCCAAGAACAUCUUCGAGCAGCUGCACCGGUUUGCCAACUUCUAUUUUGUGGGCAUCGUGGUUCUGAAUUUUAUCCCCGUGCUCAAUGCAUUCCAGCCAGAGGUGAGCGUGAUACCAAUCUGUAUCAUCCUGGCGGUCACUGCCAUCAAGGAUGCUUGGGAAGACCUCCGGAGGUACAAAUCUGAUAAAGUGAUCAAUAGCCGAGAGUGCCUCGUCUAUAGCAGGAAAGAGCAGAGCUACGUGCAGAAGUGCUGGAAGGAUGUACGUGUGGGGGACUUCAUCCAGAUGCAGUGCAACGAGAUCAUCCCAGCUGACAUACUUCUCCUCUUCUCCUCGGACCCCAGUGGGGUCUGCCAUCUGGAAACUGCCAACUUGGAUGGAGAGACCAACCUCAAACAGAGGCGGGUUGUGAAGGGCUUCUCACAGCAGGAGGUACAGUUCCAACCAGAGCAUUUCCACAACACCAUCGUGUGUGAGAAGCCCAACAACCACCUCAACAAAUUUAAGGGUUAUAUGGAACAUCCCGAUCAGACCAGGACAGGCUUUGGCAGUGAGAGUCUUCUGCUUCGAGGCUGCACCAUCAGAAACACUGAAGUGGCUGUUGGCAUUGUCAUCUACACAGGCCAUGAGACGAAAGCCAUGCUGAACAACAGCGGCCCGCGGUACAAACGCAGCCAGAUCGAGCGGCGCAUGAACAGAGACAUCUUCUCCUGCAUCGGCAUCCUCUUCCUCAUGUGCCUCAUUGGAGCUGUAGGUCACGGCCUCUGGAAUGGAACCUUCACAGAGCACCCUCCCUUUGACGUGCCAGACGCCAAGGGCAACUACCUUCCCCUUGCUCUUGGGGGCUUCUACAUGUUCCUCACCAUGAUCAUCCUGCUCCAGAUACUGAUCCCAAUCUCCCUGUACGUGUCCAUUGAGCUGGUGAAGCUCGGGCAAGUCUUCUUCCUGCACAACGACCUUGACCUGUAUGAUGAAAAGACUGACUUGUCCAUUCAGUGUCGAGCCCUCAACAUCACUGAGGACUUGGGUCAGAUCCAGUACAUCUUCUCCGACAAGACAGGAACGCUGACCGAGAACAAGAUGGUGUUCCGGCGUUGUACCAUCAUGGGCCACGAGUAUUCUCACCAAGAAAAUGCUAAGCGACUAGAGACCCCAAAGGAGCUGGACUCAGACAGUGAAGAGUGGACCCAAUACCGGUGCUUGUCCUUCCCAGCCCGAAGGGACCAGGGCCCAGCAGCAAUGAGGGGCCAAGGAGGGUCCCAGCCUCUGAGGAGGAGCCAGAGUGCUCGUGUACCCAUCCAGGGCCACUCACGACAGCGGUCUAUGGGGCGCUGUGAAAUCUCACAGCCCUCUGUGGCCUUUAGCAGCUCCAUAGAGAAAGACGUGACUCCAGAUAAAAAUCUCCUGUCCAAGGUGCGAGACGCAGCUCUGUGGCUGGAGACCCUGUCAGAUGGCAGAACCCCCAAGCCUUCCCUUGCCACUGCCUCCUCCAUUGCUGACUUCUUCCUUGCCUUAACCAUCUGCAACUCUGUCAUGGUCUCCACGACUACCGAGCCCCGGCAGAGGGUCACCAUGCCACCCUCAACCAAGGCUCUGGGGACAUCCCUGGAGAAGAUCCAGCAGCUGUUCCACAGGUUGAAGCUUUCAAGCCUCAGUCAGUCCUUCUCAUCCACUGCACCCUCCGACAUGGACCUAGGGGAGAGCUUGGGGGCCAACAUCCCCACCACGGACUCGGAAGAGAGAGAUGACGGGUCAGUGUGCAGCGGUGGCUAUUCCACUGACGGCGGCUACAAGAGCAGCACGUGGGAGCAGGGCGACAUCCUGGGGGCAGGGCCGGGGGCCUCCCUGGAGGAGGUGCUGCAGGCCCCAGCCCUCAGCCUGGCUGGUCCCGAGCUCUGUUAUGAGGCUGAGAGCCCUGACGAGGCUGCCCUAGUGCAUGCUGCCCGUGCCUACAGCUUCACACUGGUGUCCCGGACACCCGAGCAAGUGACCGUGCGCUUGCCCCAGGGCACCUGCCUCACCUUCGAUGUCCUCUGCACCCUGGAGUUCGACUCUGUCAGGAAGAGGAUGUCUGUGGUCGUGAGGCACCCGCUGACCGGUGAGAUCGUCGUCUAUACCAAGGGCGCCGACUGCGUUAUCAUGGACCUGCUGGAAGACCCGGGCUGCAUGAAUGACUCUGAUGUGGAAAAGAAGAUGAGGAAAAUCCGAACCCGGACCCAGAGGCAUCUAGACUUGUAUGCGAGAGACGGCCUUCGAACACUGUGUAUCGCCAAGAAGGUCUUGAGUGAAGAGGACUUCAGGCGAUGGGCCAGUUUCCGGCGUGAGGCUGAGGCAUCCCUCAACAACAGAGAUGAGCUUCUCAUGGAGACAGCACAGCAUCUGGAGAAUCAACUCACCUUACUCGGAGCCACUGGGAUUGAAGACCGGCUGCAGGAAGGUGUUCCAGACACCAUCGCUGCUCUGCGGGAGGCUGGGAUCCAGCUCUGGGUCUUGACUGGAGAUAAGCAGGAGACUGCGGUCAACAUCGCCUAUGCAUGCAGACUCUUAGACCAGACGGACACCGUUUACUCCAUUAACACAGAGAGUCAGGAAACGUGCAACUCCAUCCUCAACUUGGCACUGGAAGAGGUAAAGCAAUGCCAUGGACCUCUGAAGCCAGGCGGCAAGCUCUCUGGGUUCCGUCUACCUUCUGCGACACCACCCCCCGCCUCAGGAGCUCCGGCUCCAGAUGUUGGAUUGGUCAUCGACGGGAAGACGCUAAAUGCCAUUUUCCAGGGAAAACUGGAGGAGAAAUUUCUGGAGUUGACCCGGUAUUGCCGCUCUGUCCUGUGCUGCCGCUCCACCCCGCUGCAGAAGAGCAUGUUGGUCAAGCUGGUGCGGGACAGGCUGAGAGCCAUGACCCUUUCCAUAGGUGAUGGAGCAAAUGAUGUAAGCAUGAUUCAAGCUGCCGAUAUUGGGAUUGGAAUAUCUGGACAGGAAGGCAUGCAGGCUGUCAUGUCCAGCGACUUUGCCAUCUCCCGCUUCAGACACCUCAAGAAGCUGCUGCUUGUGCAUGGCCACUGGUGUUACUCACGCCUGGCCAGGAUGGUGGUAUACUACUUCUACAAGAACGUGUGCUACGUCAACUUGCUCUUCUGGUACCAGUUCUUCUGCGGCUUCUCUGGCUCCACCAUGAUUGACUACUGGCAGCUGAUCUUCUUCAACCUCUUCUUCACUUCCUUGCCUCCUCUUGUCUUCGGAGUCCUGGAUAAAGACAUCUCUAUGGAAACACUCUUGGCAUUGCCCGAACUGUACAAGAGCGGCCAGAACUCCGAGUGCUAUAACCUGCUGACUUUCUGGAUCUCCAUGGCGGAUGCGUUCUACCAGAGCCUCGUCUGUUUCUUUAUCCCCUACCUGACCUACAAGGACUCUGAUAUCGACGUUUUUACCUUUGGGACACCCAUCAACACCAUCUCCCUUGCCACAAUCCUCUUGCACCAGGCAAUGGAAAUGAAGACCUGGACCAUCAUCCACGGGCUUGUUCUCGCAGGCAGCUUCCUGAUGUACUUUGUGGUGUCCCUUGUGUACAAUGCCAUCUGCGUCACCUGCAACAGCCCCACCAACCCCUACUGGGUGAUGGAAGGCCAGCUCUCAGACCCCACGUUCUACCUUGUCUGCUUCCUCACACCGGCCGUGGCUCUUCUCCCAAGGUACUUUUUCCUGACUCUUCAAGGGGCAUAUGGGAAGUCUCCAAUCCUAAGAGCUCAGAAAAUUGACAGACUCCCUGUGGACAAAAGAGAGCUGGAAAUCCAGAGCUGGAGAAGCCAUCAGAGGCCGGCCACCAUCCCUGGAGAGGCCCAUCCCACCAACCGUUUGGGGUCACCUGCCUCAGGUCAGAGCUUCAGAAGCAGCACCCCAAAGAAUUUGAGCCCUGCCGAGCGGAGGUACAAGGAGGACUGGGUACUGCCUGGAGAAAGAUGCAGUAGAGACCACACAAGGGACGACCCAUACUCAGGGGACUCCUGGGCUAAAUUCUCAUCUGGGGAGCACCUGCUCUUGGAGCCUAGUAGGAUGAUGGCAUCCGGACAGACUAACUCGAACCGGCCCUUCAGCCGGGGCAGCCACCGCCGAUCCCAGAGCUCACUGACCAUAUGAGGGGCCUACAGACAUCUGUAUACACUCAGAGGAGGCCACCUGAUCAGUGGCUUAAUUAACCGUGACUCUUCCUCAAGGAGGAAAGAAUGUGCCAGUCUUACUCUCUUCUCCCCACCCUUAGAGGACGUGCUGGCCCAAGGAGUUUAACAAAAAAGAACUGGAAAUCAGUCAACCUCUAGUUUUGUCCUGCUGCCAGGCAGCACAUCUUGUAAAUGGUUUUUUAUAAGGAGAUUAUAUUUCUAUUGCAUUGAGUUUUUUCAUUCUUUAGCCUGGAGAGAUUCUCUGACCCUCUGGAUAAUGACAGCCUACGAACCAAUGCAACUGGGUUGCAUCAGAUUCCAAGAUGCCAAGAAGUGUCUUGACCCAGCUGAUCUCUCAAGAUCUGGAAGUUUCUGGCCUUCUCAAACCAUCACCUUGUCCCUUAGUGCCAAGAGUCCAAGUUUCAGAAGAGUCUCAUACACACAAGUGCCUCAUUUCAAGAGUAUCACAGGAACGGUCAUGUCAGGGUUAACAUCUCUUCCAUCCUCAGAGUUGGGUCUGCUCUAAGCCAAAGAAAAGGACAUCUGAAGAUUACAACCAGAUUUGAACUCGGAGCCACAGACACUUCCAAAGGUGGUAAGGCCACAGCUAGUGUAGGAGCAGCAAGAAAACAAGCACGUGAAAGUGAACAGGGGCACUGGUAACCCCAUGCUUUAGCUAAUAGGCCACGUGUCCCACGGUCUGGGGAAUCCACCCAGAGGACAUAGGCAGCACUCUUCUUUAAGAUAUGUAUUUUAUUUAUUUUUAAAUAAAAGUAGAAAUAUCCCCAAGUUCUCCAAAGUCUGCCUUACACCAUUUCCCUUUAAGGAAAAACCUAUAUUAGUACCGAUUGUUGUAACCAAAAGAAAUCCAAAGAGAAUUUUUCCUCUUACCAAAACAAAGGCAAAAAGAGCAUUCAGCAUUCAUUUUGCAGCCAGUGGUUAGAGGUGCAGGCUACCUCUACCCAAGCAUUCAGUGGCGCUGCCAACCUCCUUCCCUGGGAACUGCAUAGCACCUCAGAAUCAAACUGCCAUAGCUUUGAACUCUGUCUGAGCAUCUGUGCCUUAUCUCAAUUUAUUUUGUACAUCUGUUAGCAAGAUAUAUCCUAAGGUAACUGCUUCUUUGUUUAUACCAUUUCAGCUUAUGAAAUUUUUCAUAGUAACGCUCUACUUUCAGACUGCAGGGGAAACCUGUACCCAUCCUCAUUCUGCUCUCAGAAAAAGGCAAACUCCAAGAUCAAACUUUUGCACAGCUGAACCCAGAGUAGACAACCCAGAUGAGAGAGCAACUCUGAGCCCAAACAACAGCAUCUGAAAGAGUAGAACCAAUGUUAAACCCCAUUCAUCCAGAACAUCACGGGCUUCAGCUGAACAAGGGAGAGCCAGGGGAAGUCUCACUUCACAGGAAAAAGAAGAACUACAUAGACGACUUGUAUGGAAAACAGUGUUGGGAUAAAAGAAUGGAUGAUAAUAUUCUAAUGCAUUGUCAAGAGAAGCAAGCUCUACAAUGGGCAAGGAUAGCCUGUCCAAGGAUAGCCCAGCCUUUUAAGGUGAGUACUCGCCUUAAGGUGGUACCUAGAUACUGAGCAAAAAGUAUUGAUACAAGGGUGGAAACAAUUGUGGCAAGUCACAGCCACCCCAUGAAUUGACGUCACUUGAACAACUUCUUAGCAAAAGCACCCAAAAAGAGCUCAGCAAUCAAGCCAACAGAUGGCAGAGUGAGCUGGUCUCCUGACCAUCCUGCUGGCAAACCUUAACUGGAAGGGCCAUUUGGGGCAUCAUCCUGAGUCAAUACACUGGAUCUCUCUCACUGACUUUGCCACAUAAUGGCGCCAGCUCUGGCCAGCUGGUGGGGCUUCAGGGGAAUCCUUCAUGAGGACGGCUCAAGGAGGAGCAGGUGAAUGUAUCAGGCAAAGCAGUAAUAAUAUAAAUUGUCCCAAGUGAGGGGACUGAGCCAAAGCUUGGAUCUCAGGAUCCUUGCUUUUCCUUUAUGAUUCCUGUCUACUCCUGAAAGCCAGAUGAGACAGGUGGGACAUUUCAGAAAAGCACAGAGUAGUGAAAAGAGCGCUGCCCUCAGGAGAUGGAGAUGCGAGCCUUUUCUCUGCCCCAUAUUCUCUAGGGGCCAGGAGCAUUGACGGGGCAUGCUUCCCCUGUCCUGCCUCCCAGACUCGGCGUAAGGAUCAAGUGAAAAUUCCAUGGGGUUGUUCAAACCCUUUGAAAGCUGUGAUAUCCUUGAUAAUAACACAGGGAUUUUUAUUUGAGAGCUAAGAGGAAGAAAAAUCAUGGAGAAAAGUUGAGAAAACAGCACCUGUACAUAAAUGCCAAUGCACACCUGACACUCUCAUCCUGCUCGCUCUCUUGCAUAACUAAGCAUCCCAGUUUGCCUGGGCUUUUCCGUUUUAGCACUGAAGGCCCCACAGCCUGGGAAAUUCCUCAGUCCUGGGCCGACCAGGCCAACUGGUCACCUACUCUUACCCUUUUUUGUGAAGCAAACCAACUGUGUCCGUCCAAGUGCCAUCUUAGGGGAAAAGGUUAUAACAACUAUUUCUCUGUAACAUAAUGCUAAUGAUUGUAAUUAAUACAUUUUUAUACAUUCAUGACCUUUUACAGAUUGACUGGGAAUAUAUUAUCCUUUAUUAAAAGAAAAAAUAAACAUGGU
Messenger RNA from Capra hircus (goat), 7198 nucleotides. RefSeq names its product ATPase phospholipid transporting 10B (putative) (gene ATP10B). Gene Ontology annotation, cellular component: plasma membrane. The transcript has 21 exons. Bases 227 to 4522 code for a protein of 1431 amino acids. Gene Ontology annotation, biological process: phospholipid translocation. Gene Ontology annotation, molecular function: ATPase-coupled intramembrane lipid carrier activity; ATP hydrolysis activity; magnesium ion binding. Lineage: Eukaryota; Metazoa; Chordata; Mammalia; Artiodactyla; Bovidae. The record is from RefSeq and is a predicted model, not a curated record.